This is a messenger RNA of Diabrotica virgifera virgifera (western corn rootworm), 1721 nucleotides long. Its product is annotated as zinc finger protein 239-like. NCBI's taxonomy places the organism in Eukaryota, Metazoa, Arthropoda, Insecta, Coleoptera, Chrysomelidae. Gene Ontology annotation, biological process: regulation of transcription by RNA polymerase II. The record is from RefSeq and is a predicted model, not a curated record. Bases 210 to 1220 code for a protein of 336 amino acids. The transcript is spliced from 3 exons. Gene Ontology annotation, cellular component: nucleus. Gene Ontology annotation, molecular function: DNA-binding transcription activator activity, RNA polymerase II-specific; RNA polymerase II cis-regulatory region sequence-specific DNA binding.
UUUUUCUUCAUCUAAAUGUCACAGUUAUCAAAAACAAAAUACCAUAGAUGAGGUGCAAAAUACUUAAAAAUUAUUCUAAGUUUCUCAGUAUAAUAAUGUAAGUGAAUUAUUCCCAGUAUAAUAAUAAUCUGAAUGGACAGAACUAAAUAGUUUCUUUGUUCAGAGAUGAUAGGAUAUAUGUGAUUUUCAUAAGUAUUUAUGUUCCCACUAUGAUUUCUUUAAAACAAUGGGAAAUGACCACAACAAAAUUAGAUCAAGACUAUGUGAUGGAUAUUAAAAUAGAAAUUAAGAAAGAGCCUGGACCUGAGGAAUAUGAUAAAGGAUUUAGUAGUGCAGACCUACAAUAUAUGCAGAGUGAGUUGCAUACAGAAGUAGAUAUAACAGAUGUUAAGAAGGAAAAACAAGAAGAUGAUUCAGGUUUUUCCCAAAUCAACAAUAAAAUGGAAACUAUAAAAAGAUCGCACAAAGAACAACAAAUAAAUCAACGUGCUGAAGACACCACAUUAAAUAAAAGUAUAACAGUUCAUAGACAAAAACUUUCCAAUUGUAAAAUUUGCUUUAAGACAUUUACUUCAGCAAGUAAUUUGAAAACACAUUUGCGAACACAUACUGGGGAAAAACCUUACAAGUGUGACAUUUGCUUUAAGACACUUACUACAGCAAGUCAUUUGAAAUAUCAUUUGCGAACACAUACUGGGGAAAAACCUUACAAGUGUGAAAUUUGCUUUAAAACAUUUACUCGAGAAGCUGAUUCGAAAACACAUUUGCGAACACAUACUGGGGAAAAACCUUACAAGUGUGAAAUUUGUCCUAUGCAGUUUUCUCAGCUGGGCCAUUUGAUCACACAUAAGAAAGUACACACUGGAAAAAAACCUUAUAAGUGUGAAAUUUGUUUUAAAAGAUUUAUUACAGCAGGUAAUUUGAAAAGGCAUUUGCGAACACAUUCUGUGGAAAAACCUUACAAGUGUGAAAUUUGCUAUAAGACAUAUACUACAGCAACUCCUUUGAAAGCGCAUUUGCGAACACAUACUGAGGAGAAACGUCACCAGUGUGAAAUAUGCUUGAAAUCAUUUACUACAGCAUUUAAUUUGAAAAACCAUGUGCGAACACAUACUGGCGAAAAACCUUACCAGUGUGAAAUUUGUCUGAGGCACUUUUCCCAGCAAAGCAGUUUAAGAAGGCAUUGUCGAACACAUACUGGGGAAACACCUUUACUGUAGCAAGUAAUAUGAAACAGCAUUUGUAAGCACAUACUGGUGAAAAGCCUUACGCUCCUUUCAGACAAUAUGACUUUGGUUGUGUCGACAGAUGGUCGUACGACUGUUUGUCCUGCUCAUCUUGCUUUCACACUUUACGACAGUAUUCAUCUUUUUGUCGUAGAGAGCACAGGGCGUACAAUAAAUUGAGCAAUCGGGCAUUUAAUUUUAUACAUACACACCAUAGUUUUAUAGAUACAACCCAAAACCAAUUGGUUUUCCUUUUACGUACAUCUGUCUUCCAAAAUAUGGCACAUUUUCCCCAUCUAUUUAUAAAUUUAAAUUAUUACCAAUAUUCUGGGUAGUCAUAGUCAGUCGACAGCGGCUCCUUCUUAUCACAAGAAAUCCCAACGUCCCGUAGGUGUAAAUGCAAAAUUAUUGUUGUUCUGAAGCUAUUUCCUUGUGGCAUUUUUAUAAUUAAGUAUUUUCUAUCGGAAAUAAGCCACAAUUUUACUAAAAAAUGAA